Molecule: messenger RNA, 1815 nt
Organism: Drosophila grimshawi
Lineage: Eukaryota; Metazoa; Arthropoda; Insecta; Diptera; Drosophilidae
Exons: 3
Coding region: 120-1139 (339 amino acids)
Source: RefSeq, a predicted model, not a curated record
GCGUAAAAAUUGUUUGCAUUUAGUGGCGUCGAUUUUAAUUUUACGUAUUUUGAGUGCAAUUUUUGCCGACAAAAACCAAAUUUUGGACAACAGCUUGUGCAAUUGGAAGCCAGAGAGAGAUGGACAGACGCAAAAAGCGCACCUCCUCCGAGCAGUACCAAAUGUACAUUGAGUUAAUGGAGAGCGACCCAAUUUUUGCCAGUGGACGCGUGCCGCGCGAUUACGAUCUGAAUUACUUGACUCGCAAGUGGAAGGAGCUCUCAGACAGGCUCAACAAAUGCGGCUCGGGCCCCACGCUAACCGCCGAGGAGUGGCGCAAGCGAUUAAACGAUUGGAAGAACACGACACGUUGCAAGUACAGACGCAGCCUGACGCACAACGAGAAGGACAUUUCGAUGUCGUCGCUGGAGACGCGCGCCCUCAAUUUGUUUGGCAAGGUGCCGCUGACCGGGGAGCCACUGAUGAACCUCAAAUCGGAGAAAGACGAUCAGGAGGAUGAAAUGGAGGAUUUGGGUCAGCGCACGUCGGCAUCGUUCCAAAAGGAACUUCAAGCGGCCGUCGAUGAGGCCAUCAAUGAUGAGGUCGACGACGAUGAGAUGGUGGAGGAGCAUGUCGAUCAGGAGGAUCUCACCGAUGAGAAUAUGCACGAACCCGUUGGCGGCAUCGAUGGGCCCAGCGUGGGCGCCACAACGGCAGUGAAUACUGGUGGCGGCGGUUAUCGGACCAUUGUCGUUGACAAUUCUACGUAUGUGGAGGAGGAACAGGAUCCCCCAGAGCCACCAGUGGAGCCUGUGAAGUACGUCUGCACGCAGAGCAGCUCCAGCGGCACCAAGCUUAUCAACGGCGAGCUACCUGUCAAGCGAUUACGACGAGAUCAAGUUAUCUAUGAGGUUAAGAAUGCGCCGCGCUCUUAUACGACCAUCCAGGCGAGCGGUUCGCUGCCGACGCUGCACAACACAAAGAUGCACCAUGAGGCGCAGAGCACGUCGCUGAGCGCCGCAUUGAGUGGCCUGGAUGCGCAGGAGAUAGCGCAUCAGCUAAAGCGUUUGGCGGACAUCAACUACGAGUCGCUGCAAUUUGAGAUCGCGCGCUUCAAAUUCAAUAAUCCGGGCUUUCAUUACGAAGCGCCACCCUUAUAGUCAGCGCCCCCGAGCAGCAGCCGCACCCAACAACAACAGCAACAGCAGCAACCACUGCAACAACAACAGCAACAGACGAGACAGCUGCAACGGGAGACGAAGGAGCAGGAGCAGGACAAGGAGAAGGAGCGGGCAGUUGAGCCGAAGAAGAAGUAAUAGUUUUAGAUUUUAUUGACAAACAACACACAAACAAAGCAAACAGUUUGAAUUUGUACAUUUCGAGUGCUGCAGUUUAUCAAUCGAUGACCAGCCGCCAUUCUACAUGUUAAAAAACAAAACAAAAAAAAUCGAACGCAAAGUUUCCCACAUACUAAAAAGUAGCCAGUUUAGUUUAAAAUGUACGUAGUUCUUAUUAAUGCAAAUCAUUUCUCUAUAAACAGUUUCAAUUACGAGUACCGUAAACAAAACACACACCGCAGGCAUAUAUAUAUAUAUAUAUGUAUUGUAAUGCUUAAGGGUAUUUUGUCGACACAUCGAAUCCUCGCUUGAUGAUGUUGACGGUGAUCUUCAGAUCGAUCACUCAAAUCAGCAUCUCCAUCAUCAUCAUCAUCAUCUUGCGAGUUAUUUCGAUUUAUCGCAUUGCUACCUUUACUCUCCAUGUCGCAUCGGACACAUAAUUUUAAACAAACUAUAUGUAAAAUGUAAAGAAUAAAGUUUACCAAUGAUAAAUACGCAA